Molecule: messenger RNA, 1008 nt
Organism: Trichobilharzia regenti
Lineage: Eukaryota; Metazoa; Platyhelminthes; Trematoda; Strigeidida; Schistosomatidae
Source: the annotation of a GenBank genome assembly
UCUGUAGUUGCAACUGGUAAGCCGUUGUUGAAUAGAGUGUCACAGAAUAGAGUUGCUGCUUCAGAGUGCAGUUCUGACCCUACAAGUUUACAAGGUAUUACUAGUCAGAGUGAAGAUAUAAAACCUUUAAUGAUUUUUGAGGAGGAACCAAAAUUGUCUACUUCUGUUAUUAAAGAGUUUGAAAAUGAUGAACUUGACGGUAAAUUGAAUAUUUGUGGUAAUGAUCAUGAUAGUGCAGAUUUGUCUUUGGUUGAUCAUUAUGAGAUGCGGGAUAUGCCUACUACUGCUAAGUUAAAUAAAGGUUCUGUACAACUACAACGUGAAGUAGAAUUGAACGCAGAUGCAGUUCCAGAAGGUGUGCAUACUUGUGAGACAGUCAGUGUAAUUGAUCAGCGUGUAGCCCACCUAUCAUCAGAUGAUAGUGCUAAACCCGAACUAGUAGUGAAAGACAGCAGUGGUGGUAAUCUUGCAGUUGGACAACUAUCUGAGAGCCGAACAAGAACAGCUUCUGAUCCACCACUAAGUUCAUCACCUUGUGUCACUCAGUCAUCGUUGGUGCUGUCAUCCACAAUGAAACAGACACCCAUCAACUCAAGUAUCUUGUGCAAUGACUAUGGUAGUAUCAGUUCGUUUGAAAGGACGAAUAUCAAUGGUCAGUUUAGUGUGGAUAAGCCAAGUGUAAAGGAGAGAGUUAUUGUUAAAUUGACUUGCACGAAUAAAGGCAUUUCUAGUUUCAAGUUACUAUUUGAAUGUUAUUAUCUUUGGUGUAAAUUACUCUGUUUCUAUACUUGGUUGAUGAGAUAUGUCGUGUGUUUGUUGGUCAUCUAUAUUCUACGAUACAAUGACAUGGGCGUGUUGCCGUUCAGAUUUGAGGAUAUAGCUGAUAGAAGGAAGUUAGCAAAUGAACUCUGCGACGAUUUUCCAACCUAGGGCGUCAACCUGAGAAGGGUUGUAGGCGUACUGCUGUAAGUCCUACAAUUCUUCAAAGGGUAGCGCAUCAAUGAGCAG